This is a messenger RNA of Ctenopharyngodon idella (grass carp), 5164 nucleotides long. RefSeq names its product sperm-associated antigen 16 protein. The transcript has a single exon. The record is from RefSeq and is a predicted model, not a curated record. Gene Ontology annotation, cellular component: axonemal central apparatus. Gene Ontology annotation, biological process: axoneme assembly. Gene Ontology annotation, molecular function: protein binding. Bases 105 to 2012 code for a protein of 635 amino acids. Lineage: Eukaryota; Metazoa; Chordata; Actinopteri; Cypriniformes; Xenocyprididae.
UCUUGAAUAUAACUAAAAAUGUAAAAAUAACAUGGCAUAUAGCGUUUACACGACGACAGGUCUGCACGAGGACAGUCAAGUAGAGGUCUCGUGGUCACGCUCUCAUGGUAACCAUGGAAACAGUACACAACUUGGUAAAGCACAACAGAGCGACUGAAGUGAAAAUGGCAGCCAGAUACGAGGUAGCUGAAGAAUCCGUCGACGGUCCAUUUUACCUCGAGAAAGUUUUAAUUCCAGAGGACUCCGAGGAUGACUAUAUAUACGACGAAGUGACUGUCGACGACGAACUCAGCAUAACUGAGGGGGAAGAGGACUUGGAAACUGCCAUUAAAGCAGUUCGGGAUAAAACAGAUGCCACCGAAUGCACAACACAAUGGGUCAGUUCACCCAAACAUCCAGUUCCUAAAAUACCUGAAGUGGUGGACGACUUUCUCCGCAAUUAUCUGGUAAAAAUGGGCAUGAAAAGAACAUUAGACUGCUUCCAGACAGAGUGGUUUGAAAUGAUACACAAAGGCUUAAUGAAAGCAGACCGAAUGGAAUUCGUACCUGAUGCCCAUACACACAACCAGAUCCUAGACAAUGAGCUAAAAAACAUACAAAGAGAGCGGGAUAGCUAUAAACAGGCUGCAUUUGAAGCUGGAGAAACCAUAGUAAAGCUACAAAGAGAGAGAGACUUCCAUAGGAUGCAGCACAAGCGUGUUGUUCAAGAGAAGAAUAGACUUAUUGAGGACAUAAAAAAGCUGAAGAAACACUAUGCAUCCUACGAGCCCGCUCUUAGACAGCUAAAUGAGAAGUAUCAGACAGCUGUAAGGCAGAAGAUGCUGGUUAGUCUGGAGAGAGACAGAGCAUUCAGCCAGGUUCAGAACCUAGACAGCUCUCCACGUACCGCACAUUCUUCCCCAGUAACUCAAACAGCUCUAAAAGCGGCAAACCCUCCACAGGAAAAAGAAAAAUUCCAGAAGAGUCCACAAAAAGGAGCACACCCGCCAUGUGACAACAUUACAUCAUACAAUGGUAUCAAGGACCCUAACAAGAACACAAAACAUCCUAAAGAUUCUGAAUUCCCAGCCAGUACUCGCGUCAAUCCCUACUUGCCUCAAAUCAAAGCUUUCUCUUCCGCCAACAGCAAAUCAGCCAACUUCUCUCUCUCAAAGUCUUUUAAAGCACACACAAUGGCAGUAAGCUUCCUCGCUCUCCAUCCCCGUAAAAUGAUAGUAGCCUCCUCAAGUGAUGACCAGCUUUGGAGAUUAUGGGGAAUACCAGAGGGAGAGAUGAUCAUGACUGGCGAGGGUCACACUGAUUGGCUGUCAUCCUGUAGUUUCCAUCCCAGUGGUAGAUUCCUGGGUACCACAAGUGGGGACGCCACAGUUAAAAUUUGGGACUUUGCUAAAGGUCGCUGUGUGCUUAGUUUGGAGGGACACAUCCAUGCUACCUGGGCCUGUUCCUUCCAUUCCUGUGGUGAUUUUGUGGCCUCUUGUUCUAUGGAUAACACUGCUAAAGUGUGGGACUUGAACAGUGAGCGUUGCCGCUGCACUCUCCGUGGACACGUUGACUCGGUGAACAGCAUUUCUUUCCUGCCCUUCUCAAACAUUCUACUUACCUGCUCAGCAGACAAGACCCUCUCUCUUUGGGAUGCCCGUGCUGGAUUGUGUGCUCAAACUUUCUACGGGCACAAGCAUUCAAGCAACCACGCAGUCUUUAAUGCCACAGGGGACACAAUUGCUUCAUGCGACUCUUUUGGGGUGGUCAAAUUAUGGGAUGUGAGGAGUGUGUCAGCUAUGGUGUCCAUAGACACUGGGCCUCAUCCCAGCAAUCAAGUGGCCUUCAGUCCAAAUGGAAGAAUGCUAGCAGUGGCGAGUAACGAUGGCUCUGUGAAAAUGGUAGAAGUGGCAUCUUUACAUUUGUCUAGUCUAAUAGCUCAUGAUGAAACAGUUCAGAGUGUCAUUUUUGACCAUAAAGGGGAAUACCUUCUAUCUGCAGGCUCUGAUGGUGCAAUUCACAUCUGGUCAUAACAAUACAUAGGCUAUUUACAAUGGUUAAGAAAUGGUUUUGAAAUUUAAAUACAUUCUGACAUCCUUUGUUAUUAAUUAAUAUACACAUAUUUGUUUAAAAAUAAAACGGUUUCCUGCACACAAGCUUCUAGAUUCUGGAAGAACUUUAUAGUAAGCUUUAAAUAACCAAAUAGCUAUUUAAAGCAAACAGUGCAUUGCAAGAAUAUUUUGAAUUUUUUUUUUUUUUUUUUUUUGGUGCAUUGGCACUUUACAUUGACAAGCAUAAGGACAUCUUUACUCAUGUAAUAAUCAAAUGCAGACUUAAUUUCAUGUUCUUAUUAUUUAAUUUGUAUGUCUACACAUGUUAAAGAAUAACUUGCUCCCAGUCUGUAACGACAUAUUUUCUUGAAUUUUUGCUAUUUUGUUAUAUUAUUUCCAAUGUUUGAACUCAAUCAAUUAAUUAAAUGUAAAACCCCUUAUAGCAAAUAAAAAUCUGAUACAACUAUUCAACUUGGUAGCUUGGACUUUUUUCUUCUAGAUAAAGUUUAACAUCUUGACUCUAAAGAAGUGUACAUGGGUAACUGACGAAUAAGGUUUUUAAAAGUGUAAAAAAAAACAUAAUGGAGAUAUAAUUAAUUUUGAAGUUUUAUUAAGUGUUAACAAUGAGAUAAUGUGGUUUUUAUAAUCAAUUAACACUACUUUUGUCAUUUUUUACAAGAUGGACAAUUUGUCACCAAAAAAGUCAUUCGGUUUAACCAAAACUUCGGUUAUACCGAAUGACGAUAUUUUCAAACAAUGCUAACAGUCUGAUAUCUAGCUACCUAGCUAGAUAGAUUACUAGCUAGCUAGCAAAAGGAAAAUCAAGCAUUUUAUAUUUAGUACAAGUUUUUUAAAUAUUACAAAACAUAUUUUCCAUGUUUUAUAGCGGUUGUACCGAAUGACUUGAUGUUUCGGGAUAUGCGUAUGAGCAAGUGAAAACAUGAAUUUUUCAAAUAGUUAAGAGAGAGUUAGUUACUUUGCUUCACAACCAUGUGGUCCUUUGCAGGUGUCUGAAUGAUGUCACAUCCUGUCACGAUAUUGACCACAUGACUUGAUCCAAAAUGGUCUCUUUAUAUACUCCGAAUGACAUCAAAGAAAUUCAUUUUUCCUGAUAUUCUUUCUCAUAACAAAGCAACAACUUCUACACAUAAUUUUAAUACCAUGUUGCACUAUGUUAAUAUAUGAUGUUAUAAAAUAAUGCCAGAAUUUAUUUUAAUUUAUUACAUUUUAAGAUAUUUUAAUCACAAAUGAAAUUACUGUAUUGGCCUUUGGAUGGUUAAACCGAAUGACCUUUUGACACUUCGAAAUCUUUGAAAUAGCUUUAUAUGUAGCAAAAUAUAAUUAAAACCUUUUGGAUUCAAUAAAAUAGAUCUAGUUUACUACCUUACAUACUUUGGAUGUCAUAUCUUUGUUUUUUAUUAUUAUUAAGGCCUCUGGACAAAAAAAAUGACCCGUCAUGUCAUUGACCCAUAUACGGGCCAACAAGUUAACUGUAUUGGAACUCGAGUUGACACAACUUGAAAUAAAGUUUAGUUUUUCUAACGUUUUUCAUUUUCCAUCUUUAUUCCUAAAUUAUUGUAAAUGUUAUUUCAUUUUUAUAUGAUGUUGAAUACAUUUUGUAAAUAUUGUGUGAGUGACGUGUUAAAAUUAUCAAAUGAGAAAACACAGCUUAUGCUGUGAGAACAUGCUUAUUGUAGAUCUAGACUAAAUGUGAGCAUUUACUCAUCACACUUGCACAAAAACAGAUUCAGUAUUUCUCAAAAUGAAUAAAAACAGUGAAACGCAAUCUCAGAAUAUUGCACAAACCUGCAAUAAUUAAAUAUAUUAAAUUAAACAAAUAUAGUUUAUGUAUUUAAUCUCACUUUAUUAACCAAUGUCUUUGCUGCUGACUUUCAGUGAUCCAAUUCAACCAUACUAAUAAGCAAAAAUGACUUUAGAUAAACAUCACAUUUGUGAUCAGCCUGAAGAACUUCUCAUUGUUAUUAAAAACAAACAAGUAAGCCCAGGCCAGGUGAGAAAAAGUAACGCAAAAGUAAUGUAACGCAAUACUUUCCAUAAAAAAGUAACUAAGUAAUGCAAUUAGUUAACCAAUUAGUUAGCCUACUUUUUUAGGGAGUAACACAAUAUUGUAAUGCAUUGCUUUUAAGUAACUUUCCCCAACACUGUGUCAGCCUGCCAGAUGCAAGACUGACCCUCUUCUCCGUGUUUCAGGGGGACCUGAAAAAAUUAGAAAUUGGACAAAAAUAUUUCAUAAAGUAUAAAAAUCUGUGCAGUGUAUGAGGAUUGACUAUACGACAGUUGCAGCAGGUAUUUAAUGGUAACGUAAGGAAGUCAAUUUUUACAGAUAUUUGCCAUUUGAUGGUUCAUUUUAGACCCUGUCUGCAGCCAAAUCACAUCCUGAUACUUUGGGCUUCAAAUAGUAAAUAGAGGGCCACAUAAUAUUUUGAGAUGUUAUUGUACUAGUUAAAAGAGAGGUUUAAACUCUCUAUAAGAUUUUAUAGUGAUAUUUUAUUUUCGGAGUGCAGAAUUCAUAAAAACCAUCCUUAUUUAGUGUUUGAAACCAACAUAUAAAACCACUGCUAAAGAAAACAAUCAUUUGUGUAGUUAGACUUUUUUUUGUCUCAAAACCUUAUAGUUGGUGAGACAUUGCCCUUGUGACAACUUCACAACUAGACUAGAUAUUUCAUGUUUGAAUUUCCCUAUUCCUUAUUCUCUCACUGAAAAUCAGCGGCCAUUAGGUUAUUUCAUUCACCUGCAGAAGUGGCUGAAGUAAAGUGGUUGUGUUUCCUCUAACAGCCACAUGAGGGCAGCAGACAUCGCUUUCCUCUUGAAAAUUAAUAUGCAUCCCUCUUCCAGCCUACCUUUCGGAAAUGUAUAAAAAGGUUGGUUCUUUGGUUCAAAACAUACUGAAAAAUGUAUAUGAAAUUCCUUUUCUUCUAAUAUUAAAAUUAUAUUACUAAAAUAUACAUAUGAAAAUAUGAAAUCUGGACAUUGGGGGUCGUUACUUGCUCUUUCUUAUGUGUUAAUCUGCAUCACAGAGAAAUCCUACAUAAAUAAGAAGAGCAUACUAUACUAACUAUACCAUACUAUACUAUUCUAAAACAAUUUUAAGUCAUAUUGUUAUCAAUGUUUAA